Molecule: messenger RNA, 4543 nt
Organism: Papaver somniferum (opium poppy)
Lineage: Eukaryota; Viridiplantae; Streptophyta; Magnoliopsida; Ranunculales; Papaveraceae
Product: splicing factor 3B subunit 3-like
Exons: 15
Coding region: 84-4178 (1364 amino acids)
Biological process (GO): mRNA splicing, via spliceosome
Cellular component (GO): U2 snRNP; nucleus
Molecular function (GO): U2 snRNA binding; protein binding
Source: RefSeq, a predicted model, not a curated record
UUUGUGUUAGUUCAUCGAAAUCGAAAUAUGCAGUAAGACAACAACAACUUGCCGGAAAACAAAACACAAACCCUAAAAAAGGAAUGGGGAGUUUAGAAGAAGAUUCAUCAUCUACUGCUGCUAUUGCUUGUAGUCAAUCUCGAUCAUCAAAUCCUUCAGAAGAAGGUACUCAUUAUCUCGCUAAGUGUGUACUUCGAGGAAGUGCGGUUCUUCAUGCUGUUUACGGACAUCUUCGUUCUUCAUCUUCAUUCGAUAUCGUAUUCGGAAAGGAAACUUCAAUUGAGUUGGUGGUAGUCGGUGAAGAUGGAGUUGUGCAAUCCGUCUGUGAACAGACCGUAUUUGGUAUCAUUAAGGAUCUUUCUGUUUUACGGCGGAGUGAGAAGUUUUGUCAACCAAAUACCCAGGAACCGGGGAAAGAUCUUUUGAUUGUUCUUUCUGAUUCUGGGAAGCUUUCUUUUCUUAAAUUUUGCAACGAAAUGCACAGGUUCUUUCCCGUAUCACACUUCCAACUUUCAAAUCCUGGGAACUCAAGACAUCAGCUAGGACAUAAGUUAGCGGUUGACAAUCAUGGCUGUUUUGUUGCUGUUAGUGCUUUUGAAGAACGACUGGCUUUGUUUUCUGUAUCUAUGUUGGAUGACAGCAGCAUUAUUAAUAAGAACAUAUUCUAUCCACCUGAGAGCGAAGGGGAUAUACCGAGUGUUGUUCAGGAUGUCCAUGGAACCAAUAUCAGUGGCACAAUUUGGAGCAUGUGCUUCAUUUCAAAGGAUGUUAGUCAAUCAAGCAAGGGUGAACGUAAUGCAACACUAGCAAUUGUUCUGAAUAGGAAGGGUGCUGUGUCGAAUGAGCUGGUGCUACUGGAGUGGGAUACUCAUGAAAAUGCUGUUCAUGUUAUAUCUCAGUAUAUCGAAGCUGAGUCUCUAGCAAUGAACAUUGUUGAGGUUCCUUACUCUUAUGGAUUUGCUGUUCUGUUUAGGGUUGGUGAUGCUCUCUUGAUGGAUCUCAGUGAUCCUCACAACCCUCGUUGUGUGCAUAAAAUUUGUCUUGGUCUUUUGCCUAUUGAGGACGGUGUUGAUGACGAUGUUGCUGUAAGGGCUUUACUGGAGUUGGGAAUGGAAAUGAGUAAAGGAGAUGACCCUAUGAUUAUUGAUAAUGAGAAUGGCCAGUAUAAUUCACUGUUUAAAAGUAUGUGCUCAUGGAGUUGGGAACCGGGACACAAUUCAAAUCCUACGAUGUUUGUUAGUUUAGAUACGGGGGAGUUGCUUACUUUAGAAAUUUCAUUUGAAUUUGAUGGUAGUAAAAUGAACUUAUCUGAGCCGCUCUACAAGUGUUUACCUUGCAAGACGCUUUUGUGGGUUAAAGGGGAUUUCAUUGUUGCACUUACAGAGAUGGGGGAUGGGUCAGUCCUUAAGUUUGAGGUAGGAAAACUUUCUUAUAUGAGUCCAGUUCAAAACAUCGCUCCAGUUUUAGAUUCGGUUGUGGAUUAUCAUGAUGAUAAACAGGAUCAGAUGUUCGCUUGUUGUGGAGUGGCUCCAGAGGGUUCGUUAAGGAUUAUUCGAAGUGGUAUUAGUGUGGAGAAUCUGUUGCGCACCGCCGCUAUUUAUCAAGGCAUAACUGGGACUUGGACUUUGCGGAUGAAAGUCUUAGAUUCUUUCGACUCUUUUCUCGUGCUAUCAUUUGUUGAAGAGACUAGGGUGCUUUCGGUUGGGUUAAGCUUCAGCGAUGUGACCGAUGCAGUCGGGUUCCAGCCUGACGCUUGUACUUUGGCGUGUGGCCUUGUAGGUGAUGGGUUACUUGUCCAGAUACAUAGGAAUGCCGUGAGACUUUGUUUGCCCACAACAAUAGCUCAUCCUGAAGGUAUCCCUUUGUCUGCUCCAAUUUGUACAUCUUGGUUCCCGGAUAAUGUGAAUAUAAGUUUGGGGGCAGUUGGGCAGAACAUGAUAAUUGUAGCAACAUCUAAUCCCUGCUUCUUAUUUAUUCUUGGGGCCAGGUCUUUAUCUGCCUAUCACUAUGAAAUCUAUGAGAUGCAGCAUGUGAGGCUGCAGAAUGAAGUCUCAUCCAUAUCUAUACCCCAAAGGAUCUCAGAAUACAAAUCAUCAACCUCGGUUGUUAGUUUAGCAAAUAUUAGUAAACCUUGCUUUGGUCUUCCUAUUGGGGUUGAGAUUAGUGAUACUUUUGUCAUUGGUACCCACAGACCUUCAGUAGAAAUUCUCUCAUUUGUACCCGAAGAAGGGCUAAGGAUUGUUGCCUGUGGGAUUAUUUCCCUGAGCAACACGCUUGGAACUGCUAUCAAUGGGUGUGUCCCCCAAGACGUGAGGCUGGUUUUAGUUGAUCGGUUAUAUGUACUUUCAGGAUUGAGAAACGGAAUGUUACUUCGGUUUGAGUGGCCGAAUAUGUCUACCUUACCCCCAUCGUUGGAGUUACCCCAGCAGAGCCCUUUUAUGAUUUCUAACAUGGCUGCAUCCUUAGUAUCAUCAAGUUCAAGCAAUGAACAACGUCGAGACAGCAAUAUCCUCGAAAAGGCUGAAAAAACUCCUAUUCAUUUAGAAUUGAUUGCUAUUCGCCGGAUCGGUGUAACACCAGUUUUUCUGGUUCCUUUGUGUGACUCCCUUGAUUCCGACAUAAUUGCUCUUAGUGAUAGACCGUGGCUUUUGCAAACUGCAAGACACAGCUUGUCAUUUACAUCUAUCUCAUUUCAACCUGCAACUCAUGUCACUCCAGUGUGUUCUAUGGAUUGCCCUAAGGGAAUUUUAUUUGUAGCAGAGAACCGCCUUCAUUUGGUGGAAAUGGUCCACAGUAAGAGGCUAAAUGUGCAGAAGUUCUCUCUUGGAGGUACUCCGCGGAAGGUUGUAUAUCAUAGUGAAAGUAAAUUGCUGCUUGUGAUGAGAACCGAGCUAAGUGGUGAAUCGUGUUCAUCAGAUAUAUGCUGUGUUGAUCCACUUUCUGGAUCACUGCUGUCAUCGUUUAAGCUCGAACCAGGAGAAACAGGAAAAUCAAUGCAGUUGGUGAAGGUUGGAGAUGAACGAGUCUUGGUGGUGGGUACCAAUCGGUUUGGUGGUCGAGCUAUCAUGCACACCGGUGAAGCCGAAAGUAGCAAAGGGCGUCUACUUGUCCUGUGCCUGGAGCACACGCUGAACUCGGUUAACAGUUCGUUUCGUGAAAUUGUUGGGUAUGCCACUGAGCAACUUUCAACUAGUAGUCUUUGCAGCAGUCCUGAGGAUAAUGGUUUUGAGGGUGUUAAACUCGAAGAGACUGAAGUGUGGCAACUAGUACUUGCUUAUCAAACCAUUAUACCAGGAGUAGUACUUGCUGUCUGCCCAUAUCUUGAUCGUUACUUUUUAGCAUCUGCUGGUAAUUUUUUUUAUCUAUAUGGCUUUGUCAAUGAGAAUCCUCAACGAGUCAGAAGACUGGCUUAUGCGAGGACACGCUUUACAAUUACCAGUUUGGCUUCAGAAUUUACUCGAAUCGUUGUCGGUGAUUGUCGUGAUGGAGUUCUUUUCUAUUCCUAUGAUGAGGAGCCUAGGAGACUUAAACAGCUGUACUGUGAUCCAGUACAGAGGUUAGUUGCUGACUGUACCCUUAUGGACAUGGACACUGCUGUGGUCUCAGAUCGAAAGGGAAACCUUACUGUUCUGUCAUGCCCAAAUCGGGUUGAAGAUAAUGCAAGUCCAGAGUGCAACUUGACACUUAGUUGUUCUUACUACAUUGGAGAGACAGCCAUGAGCAUCAGAAAGGGUUCAUAUUCAUACAAACUUCCAGUUGAUGAUACACCGAACGGUUGCGAUAUUGCAGACCCAAUACUCAACUCGUCACACAAUAGUAUUGUGGCCAGCACGAUGCUAGGAAGUGUAGUGGUUUUCAUUGCUAUCUCCAGGGAAGAAUUUGAGCUCCUGAAAGGUGUGCAAGCUAGACUCAUUAUUCAUCCGUUAACUGCUCCCAUCCUGGGAAAUGACCACAACGAAUUCCGAGGGCGUGGUUCCGCGGCUGGUGUGUCUAAAAUGCUUGAUGGGGACAUGUUAACACAAUUCUUGGAGCUUACGAGUUCGCAGCAAGAGUCUGUUCUGGCAGUUCCACUUGGUUUGAAGGAGACUGGAGCAUCAAUUUCGAUGCCUCCUCACAAAUCAAUCUCCGUCAAUCAGGUUGUUCGCUUGCUUGAACGAGUUCAUUAUGCCCUUAACUAAUCUUGUUUCCUUGUUCUCCUUACUCUCUUGGAAGUGUAAAAUCUCGGAAUCCAUGGCAAGGCGGUCAUGUUGUUCAAGGAUCUGCAUAAGCUGAAGCGUGAGAAAUUGGUCCCUUCAGAUCCAAUGCACAAUAGUUCUCCAGAGUGAUAUUGGUAGGAAGAUGAUCGCCUGAAUGAAAGCAUUUUCUGUUACUAUGUGCAGUUUUGUUUCUCGUAUUUGAAAUGAAUAUAUUUGAGAAUUGAUAGUUACCAUAACAUACAUCUCAUGUUGUAGUCUUGUAGGUAACAAAUCAAGUCUUGUGUAAUCUGCCUUGUAAAUAAUGUUUUCGUUUUUAUUAUAUUUGUAUUUUGCUGGCUUGUAAAUUA